This is a messenger RNA of Neocloeon triangulifer, 1050 nucleotides long. RefSeq names its product NADH dehydrogenase [ubiquinone] 1 alpha subcomplex assembly factor 3. The record is from RefSeq and is a predicted model, not a curated record. The coding region runs from base 219 to 944 and encodes 241 amino acids. Gene Ontology annotation, cellular component: mitochondrial inner membrane. The transcript has 4 exons. Lineage: Eukaryota; Metazoa; Arthropoda; Insecta; Ephemeroptera; Baetidae. Gene Ontology annotation, biological process: mitochondrial respiratory chain complex I assembly.
GCCACUCCCCCUUGAAAGCGAUUUUGCGGCCAACAAGACUUUCGAUCUUAUGUAAUAAACAACAAUUUACGACGAGCUGGCCGGAGCUGAGCGGAUAAUCAGAAAUUCUUGUUUCGAUCAAGAAAUUUGAAAUCUUCCUCAAAGUAAAACGGCUUGGAGAAAUCCAUCUGUUACAUACUUUCUUUUUAAAAGCCAGUGAUUAAAAAAUAUUUUGAAAAAUGAAUAUUUGUUCGAGAAGACUUUUCCACAGCAUUUCACGCUGCUUAAGAAUGCAAAGAAGACAGCAAAUUACCAAGGCAGAUGAACAACAAAAGCGAACGAAUUAUGAUGGACCUGGAAGAACCACUGUUUCAUUUUCAAAUGAAGAUAGUGACGUAGGAUUGCUUGUGGAUUCCUACAGCCAAAUUGGCUUUCGACUGAGCAAUGGUGUGUUUGUUGUCGGUCCAGUUGCCCUUUUCCCAAGAUCUGUUUUGUCGUGGAAUGUGGCCGGUAUGGACGAUAUCACCCCUAAGUCACUACAACUGUUCUUCUCCUUAGAUCCUAAAAUUGACAUUUUAGUUCUCGGCAUGGGAGACGAAAAAAUUCUUGACCAUAGAUUAAUGAAGGAAAUCAAGAGAUUAGGACUAAACGUGGAAGCUCUGCCCACAGAUCGAGCUUGUGCCACCUUCAAUUUCCUCAACUCGGAGUUUCGUUAUGUGGCAGCUGCCCUUAUUCCUCCUGAAAAUGUGCGCGCAUCUUAUGAAGACAUGUACGAACUUCAAGGCAAUGCAGAUAAAAUCAACGUUGAAACACUUGGUAUGAAACAAGAAGCACAAGAUAACCUGGGUGGUAGAGAUUUACAGAUGCAGAAGUUAUAUGAUAAAGUAAAUGAUGGUCUUUUCCCAAAAAGAUUUAAGGGUGAGAGCAAGGAAGAAGAUACUUCCAAUGGUGAUAAGAAAAAGUAACAUAAAGAAUAUUAUCCAAAGUCUGAAAUUGGAUGUGUGUUGAAAAUAUAUAAGUAAAUUAAAAAAAUCAAUAUAAUUAUAAUUAUUACAAGCAUUUAGAUUUCAA